Lactuca sativa (garden lettuce) is the source of this 777-nucleotide messenger RNA. RefSeq names its product putative expansin-B14. Gene Ontology annotation, cellular component: extracellular region. The record is from RefSeq and is a predicted model, not a curated record. Lineage: Eukaryota; Viridiplantae; Streptophyta; Magnoliopsida; Asterales; Asteraceae. Gene Ontology annotation, biological process: sexual reproduction.
AUGGUUUCAACUCCUUUUGUUGCCUUUGUCAUCUUUUUUGUAAAUAUAUCUUCUUGUUUGUGUGCUGUCUUUCCUAGCAAUAGUACUUUCGCAAGCAAAAUGUUUUCGGCUGGUUUGGCAACAUGGUAUGGGGAUGAAACUGGUGCCGGAAGCGGAGGAGCUUGUGGAUGGAAGGAUGAUGUGAAGAAUCCCCCGUUAUCAUCAAUGAUAGCAGCAGGAAACGCCAACAUCUUUUUAUCAGGCAGAGGAUGUGGACAUUGUUUUCAAAUAGUGUGUCAUCAACCACCAUACUGCUCAGGUAAACCAAUCACUGUAACCAUUAGCGAUGAGUGUCCUGGAUGUAGCGAUGCACCUUUCCAUUUUGAUAUGAGUGGGUUUGCUUUUGGUGCAAUGGCUAAUCCUGGCCAAGAUCACAAUCUACGACAACUUGGCAAACUUAUGGUGCAAUAUCAAAGGGUGCCAUGCAGUUAUAGAAAUACCAACAUUGCAUUCAAAGUUGAUGAGGGUAGUACCAAAUAUUGGUUCGCCGCAGCAAUAGAGUAUGCAGAUGGGAAUGGUGAUUUUAAAUCUGUGGAGAUGGCACCAAGUGGAAGUACGAAUUUUGUUUCCAUGGAUAACUUAUGGGGUACAAUUUGGAAAAUAAACAUUAAUCCAUCAUUCCAAGCUCCAUAUUCUUUCCGGCUGACAUCUAGUGGUGGGGAGACCAUUAUAGCAAGCGAUGUGAUUCCUCAAAAUUUUGUAGUUGGGCAAAAGUACUUAUCACAUGUAAAUUUUUAA